UGUCACUCGCGUUUCGCUGGCGUAUUAUGUGAGCUCGAUACCGAUCCUUGUGCGUCUGCGCCUUGUCUACAUGGUGGCGCUUGCUUAGCUGAAAUGGGGGGAGACUAUACUUGCGAUUGCGUACCACGGCUAACAGGUAAACGCUGUGAAUAUGGAAAGUAUUGUGUACCCAACCCUUGCAAACACGGAGGUGUAUGCGAAGAAGGAAAUGAUGGACCGCUAUGUAAAUGUCGGGGUUUUGCCGGCGAAUUCUGUCAGUUCGAUGUCGACGAGUGUGAGUCAUCGCCAUGUCAAAAUGGUGGUGUUUGUCAUAACGAAAUUGGCAGCUUUAAGUGCCUUUGUCCUCCAAAUACCACUGGUGUUUAUUGUAACCUGCUUACACGAUCCGAAUCAAUCUUGGCUAGUAUAUACAACAUAAAGUUGGAAUUCCUUAUAUACAUUGGUGUAGCUGCGCUUCUUUUAAUUUUGCUCAUAAUUACGUUAAUAGUUUGUGUUGUAAAGUUGAAAGGAAAACGAUCGCAAAGACAUCAGAACAUAAUAAACAAUGAAACAAGAAAAGAGCACCAUAAUAACAAACCUAACGAGGUAGCUGAAGUCAAACGAGGUUCGAAACUGAGUAAUUUAGAAGUCAAUCAAAGAGACGUGCCGAUUUGUUUACCUAGGCCUUUAUCGUAUACUCCUAGCUCACAAAUGGAGUCUCCUUAUGUUUGUAAUAAUGCAAUUUUGUUGAAUAAUUUGGAUACCCUGCGCAGCUACGGUUCGGCCGGAGAUGAACUUGAAGUCCCAGCCGAUUACGUGCGAAAUUUAAAUUCGCAACAGAAUUCGAUCGGAAAUCACACUGAAUUAAAGACCACGUGGGCCGAACAAAUGCAGUUGGCUAAUUCGUAUGAGAAACAAAAAAUUAAAAAUGAUUUAAAAUUAUCAAGCGGAUCUGCCAAUAGUGACGUUACCAGGUUAUAUGGAGGAAAAAGUAAUACAGUGCCUGUCAUUAGUAAAUUUAAUGGAUACCCCUCUGUAACUUCCACCUCAUCUGAAGAAGACCAAAGAACAGUUGGAAGUUACCACUGGGAUUGUUCGGACUGGGCGAGACAUAGUCAGACUUUACCAAACAUUACUGAGGUGCCGGGUAGCGAAGUUCCCGAUUCGUCCAGUUUUCACAGUAAUGAAAGUAAUGAGUCCCAGUCACUCCUUCACCAGUGCCAUUACUUGCCAGGAUCGCACUCGCAUCAAAAGCAUCGCAUUGACGAGCCGAGAAAUCGCGACCCUUUGAACGAAGACUUGGAGUCGGAAGAGUGUAUGGCCGAUAGCGAACUUGACGCAAGAGCAGCUAGUCCUAAUCUUAAUGCCCUUAAUAGUUGUAAUGAAGAAUUUCAAUUCACUUCAGGGCGAAAAGAAACUGCAGUUUAAGUGUUAAAUAUGAGUUUAGCAGCUUUGUGCGUCACCCUAAUUCGUAUUUACCGAUACAUGGAUAUAAUAUUCCUAGUGAGACCGAAGGCGACUGCCUUAAUAGUUU
This is a messenger RNA of Agrilus planipennis (emerald ash borer), 1513 nucleotides long. Its product is annotated as fat-like cadherin-related tumor suppressor homolog. Gene Ontology annotation, molecular function: calcium ion binding; Notch binding. Gene Ontology annotation, biological process: Notch signaling pathway. The record is from RefSeq and is a predicted model, not a curated record. The annotation marks the transcript as partial. The transcript is spliced from 5 exons. Lineage: Eukaryota; Metazoa; Arthropoda; Insecta; Coleoptera; Buprestidae.